Molecule: messenger RNA, 1752 nt
Organism: Salvia hispanica
Lineage: Eukaryota; Viridiplantae; Streptophyta; Magnoliopsida; Lamiales; Lamiaceae
Product: (3S,6E)-nerolidol synthase 1-like
Biological process (GO): terpenoid biosynthetic process
Molecular function (GO): terpene synthase activity; magnesium ion binding
Source: RefSeq, a predicted model, not a curated record
AGUGCUUAGUAUUAUGUAGUUAGUAUACAUUCCUCCUUUAUUUCCAUCUUUGCAAAAUAUAUUUUCCUAAUGGAAGCCAUCUACCAAGCAUUUGAUCUUUCGCCUCUAACCAAAGAGGAAUCGUCGUUGCUCGAACACGCAGCAAAAUUGGAGCAAGUAAGAGAAAUGCUGAUGAAAACAGAGCAAGAUUCGUUGCAAAGCCUAGAGCUCGUCGACACAAUCCAACGCCUCGGCCUCUGUCAUCACUUCAAAGACGAGAUUGAAUCCAUUCUCCAUCAACAAUACUUGGCCCACACCUCCAAUGACGGCCUUCUAGAGGCUUCACUCCGCUUCCGUCUGCUUAGGCAGCACGGAUGCAGAGUCAUUGCAGAUGACUUUUUCGGACACUUUCUGCGGAGUGGGGAACUGAGGCUGGAAGAUGGUCUGGUCGGUGGAGUGACGAGGGGUUUGGUGGCGAUGCACGAGGCGUCUCAUUUGAACACCGGAGGGGAGGAGAUUCUGAGCGAGGCUGCGGAGUUUAGCUCGUUGUGGCUAAAUGCGUACAGGGCCGCGAUCUGCCUCGACGACGAACUAGAGAGAGUGGUGAAUUUUGGAUUGAGUUUUCCACAGCACAAGAUUGUGGCUGGUUUCACUGCAAAGAGCUAUCUUCAGUUUGUGGGUGAUGAUAAUCAUGUCUUGAGAGAGCUUGCAGAGUUCGAAUUCGCAUACACCGAGUCCCUCCACAAACACGAAAUCCUUCGAGUUGUAGAGUGGUGGAAGAGGCUGGGGCUGAGUGAGGAGCUGAAGUCGUCGAGGAAUCAGCCGUUAAAAUGGCACGUGUGGUCGAUGGCGAUCCUGAGGAAUCCAAUGUUGUCGAAACAUAGAAUCAUGCUAACGAAGCCGAUAUCUCUUGUCUACGUUGUGGACGAUAUAUUUGAUCUUUAUGGCACUAUUGACGAGCUCACUCUAUUCACCCACACUGUUAAAAGAUGGGAUGUUUGUGAUGAAUUACCAAGUUAUAUGAAAACAUGCUUGAAUGCCAUUUACGAGACUACGGACGAAAUCAGCAGCCUCGUCUAUCGAGAGCAUGGAUGGAAUCCUAGCCACUUUCUCAAAAGAGAGUGGGGGAGUUUGAUGGAUGCAUUUCUUGUGGAGGGAAAAUGGCUUAGAAAUGGUGAAGUGGUGAAGGCUGAGGAAUAUCUCAAGAAUGGAGUGAUAAGCUCAGGAGUACCUAUGGUGCUAUCUCAUCUCUUCUUACUAAUGGGAAACCCUCUCUCUCACCAAACUCAAACUCUUCUCACUGAUCCCAAUGGACUCACACAUUCCGUCGCCAAACUCCUCAGGCUUCUCGACGACUUGGGCUCCGCCAAGGACGAGGAGCAAAUAGGGUUCGACGGAUCCUACAUAGAUUUCUACAUGAAAGAAGGGAAAGCAAAAUCGAGGGAAGAGGCGCGAGAGGAGGUGAUGAACAUGGUUUCAGAGACAUGGGAAAACAUAAACAAGCAUGGCUUCUCUUCAACGAGUUCAUUUUCUGCGGGUUUUAGACGGGCUUGUCUCAAUGCAGCGCGUAUGGUUCCGACCAUGUAUACCUAUGACGAAGAUCAUCGUCUUCCUCUUCUUCAACAUCAUCUUCAGACCAUGUUUGCCGAUCCCGCCUUCGCUAAAGCACUCCUAUCUUAAAUUAUAGCUUUGUUAAUUAGUUCGCCACACAUUACUUAUGUGGCUGAAAUCACAACUUGUGAAAUAUCUAUAACUGCACUACUUUUUCCAUUA